Molecule: messenger RNA, 4855 nt
Organism: Rana temporaria (common frog)
Lineage: Eukaryota; Metazoa; Chordata; Amphibia; Anura; Ranidae
Gene: ARHGAP42
Product: Rho GTPase activating protein 42
Exons: 24
Coding region: 554-3166 (870 amino acids)
Biological process (GO): signal transduction
Cellular component (GO): cytoplasm
Molecular function (GO): GTPase activator activity; protein binding
Source: RefSeq, a predicted model, not a curated record
CUAAACUUUUCUCAGUGUUUGUCCCGGGAGUUCCGCAGACAGCUGGAAGCGGGACCUUCACCCCGGAGCUGCCCAUAGCAUGGUCCUUCCAUCCUGAUCCCUGCACACCCCCCUCCUAGUCCCUAUUCUUUUGCUGUCUUCAGAGCAGCUUUCAAGGAAUUUGGACAAAGGGAGAGCCAUGAUCCCACCUCCCUCCACUGACUUUAUCUAGGAAUGUGAGGUGACCUGAGGGUGACCUUGCUGGGAGUCCCUGAGUGGCAUAAUCUAGAAGGAGGGAAGGGAGGAGGAGGGGGGGGAUCUGUAGUCCUGUAGUCUGGGACUUGAUCAGCCAUAGUGAUCACAGAGGGAGGGGGGAAGACAAGGCUGAGAUCUGCCGGAAAUGUCUGCACAUUGCUGACUGCAGACACAGACAGGGGGACAAUGCAGCUGGGUGACAGCUCUGGACACACUCGGGGGACCGUCUGCUCCUAGGAUCCCGAAUCGGGCGACUCGCUGCUCUUCUGCAAUAAACUUCCCCCAACUCCGCUCUUCUCCUCCAUCCAGGAUCGUUACAAUGGGGCUGCCGACUCUGGAGUUCAGCGAUUCCUACCUGGACAGUCCCGACUUCAGGGAAAGGCUGAAAUGUCAUGAGAUUGAGCUGGACCGGACCAACAAGUUUAUUAAAGAGCUGAUCAAGGAUGGGAACAUGCUGGUCGGGGCGCUGAGAAAUCUAUCAAUGGCCGUUCAGAAAUUCUCUCAUUCCCUGCAAGACUUCCAAUUUGAAUGCAUUGGAGAUGCAGAGACAGACGAUGAAAUUAACAUUGCUCAGUCUCUGAAAGAGUUUGCCCGCCUGCUCAUUACGGUGGAGGAAGAAAGGAGAAGAUUGAUCCAGAAUGCUAAUGAUGUCCUGAUAUCACCACUUGAAACGUUUCGCAAGGAGCAGAUUGGGGCAGCCAAAGAAGGAAAGAAGAAGUUUGACAAAGAGAGUGAGAAAUAUUAUUCCAUCUUAGAGAAACACUUGAAUUUGUCAUCAAAGAAGAAAGAGGCGCAUUUACAAGAGGCUGACUCCCUAAUUGACAGAGAGCACCAGAACUUCUACAAUGCUUCCCUGGAGUAUAUCUUUAAAGUGCAAGAGGUACAAGAAAAGAAGAAAUUUGAAUUUGUUGAGCCUCUUCUGGCGUUCCUCCAGGGUCUCUUUACCUUCUAUCAUGAGGGAUACGAGCUGGCCAGAGAAUUUACACCGUACAAAGAGCAGCUGCAAUUCAAUUUGCAAAACACAAGGAAUAACUUUGAAAGCACUCGGCAGGAAAUGGAUCGACUAUUGCAAAGGAUGAAAGCUGCAGACCAAGAAUACCGACCCCCCAGUCAGCGGACAAUGGAAGGAUAUUUAUACGUCCAGGAAAAAAGGCCUCUUGGAUUUACAUGGACACGGCAUUACUGUACUUAUGACAAAAGCAGCAAAACAUUUACUAUGAGUGUAUCAGAAAUCAAAUCAGGAGGGAAAGCGAAUGGACUGGUCUCCAGCGCUCCAGAGAUGUUCAAGCUGAAGUUGUGCAUACGACGGAAGACAGACUCUAUAGACAAGCGGUUUUGCUUUGACAUAGAAGUUAUAGAAAGACCGGGGAUUAUUACACUUCAGGCUUUGUCUGAGGCCAACAGAAAACAAUGGCUUGAAGCAAUGGAUGGAAAAGAGCCAAUUUACACACUUCCAGCAAUUAUAAGCAAAAAAGAAGAAAUGUUCCUAAAUGAAGCUGGCUUCAACUUUGUGAAGAAAUGUAUUGAUUCUGUGGAGAUACGAGGUAUCACUAUUUUGGGACUCUACAGAAUUGGAGGUGUGAACUCUAAAGUUCAGAAGCUGAUGAAUACAGUUUUCUCUCCUAAAGCACCUCCUGAUAUGGAUCUUGAUUUAGAGCUAUGGGACAAUAAAACAAUAACCAGCGCUCUGAAAAACUACCUCAGAUGUCUAACUGAACCUCUCAUGACGUACAAAUUACACAAGGAUUUUAUUCUUGCAGUCAAAUCGGAUGACCAGAACUACAGAGUUCAAGCAGUUCACGCCUUGGUUCACAAACUGCCCGAGAAAAACCGAGAGAUGUUGGACAUCCUAAUCAAGCAUCUUGUCAAGGUUUCACUGCAUAGCCAACAGAAUCUUAUGACUGUUUCUAACCUGGGGGUGAUCUUUGGGCCGACCCUGAUGAGAGCGCAAGAAGAAACCGUAGCGGCUAUGAUGAAUAUCAAGUUCCAGAAUAUUGUGGUGGAAAUUUUAAUAGAGCAUUAUGAAAAGGUCUUUCACACAGCUCCGGACCCCAAUGUUCCUCUCCCCCAGGCACAACAACGUUCAAUCUCCAGGAGAACCAGAGCCAUUUGUCUUUCCACUGGACCAAAAAAGCCCAAGGGGAGAUAUACGCCGUGUCUGGCUGAUCAAGACAGUGACUCUUAUAGUAGCAGUCCAACCAGCACUCCAAUGGGCAGCGUUGAAUCACUGUCUUCCCAUUCCUCAGAACUGAAUGUAAAUUCAAGGUCAGCUUCUUCGCCUCAAAGAGACAAGAAAGGGGGUGGCAUCCCAUGGGUGACCUCCACUCCUUCCUCUAAUGGCCAGAAAAGCUCUAGCCUUUGGACCACAAGCCCCGAGUCGAGCUCUAAAGAGGAUGCCUCAAAAACCGACGUAGAGUCAGAUUGUCAUAGUGUGUCUUCUGUGACCAGCCCUGGUAAUGUUUCUCCACCGAUUGACAUCAACAAGAAAGGACAUUAUGAGCUUUCUGGACUCAAGCGCUCUGCGGCCUCAUCACUUCGCUCCUUACCUUCCACAGAAGGUAUUAAGAGCAGAAGUCCAUCUACUCAGAGCCUAACAUCCGUAGAGCUAAAAGACAUUGGAUUUCCAGAAUUACCGCCAAAGGUGAUGAGACGAAGGUUGGACACCAGCUCCAGUAAUGGCUACCAGAGGCCAGGAUCAGUAGUGGCAGCCAGAGCACAGCUCUUUGAAAGUGCGGGGUCACUGAAACAGGCCACAAUCGGGCGGCAAGCAAAAGCAAUGUACUCAUGUAAAGCAGAACACAGCCAUGAGCUCUCCUUCCCCCAGGGGGCGAUAUUCUCCAACGUGCACAGAUCUGUGGAGCCAGGCUGGUUAAAGGCGACCUACGAGGGCAAAACCGGAUUAGUUCCAGAGAAUUAUGUUGUCUACCUCUGAUGUUAGUGGAUAGCCAUAUUUUCAUGGUAUCCAUGGUGACAAAUAAGAAGCAAAUAUAGCGAAGAGCCAGAUGAAGGAGAACGUAGGCUUUUGUAGGCCUCUUUGGUUGAAGGAUGCUUUGGAAGGGUGGUCCACCAAGACUUGUUAAAAAAAGACCUUACUUUUACAUAGAUACUGUAUACAAUCAUAUGGUCAUGUUCCUACGUAUGUGUUCAAACGUGACCAGAAGCUUAAGAGAUUCGGUACUUAAUUCAGGGUGGAAUUGCACUGAUCCCAUUAUCCGGUACCUGACCCACUCAGAUGUUGUCCUUUGAAUGAAAUGGAUUGUUUGGGUAGAUUGUUGACCUAAGUGCAUAUUCUUUGCAUUAGUAAUUUACUUUUUUAAUAACUAUAUUUUAUCUUCACGUUGUAUGUACAAGUGGGUAUUUAAAUGUGAUUUAAUUUGCCAACAAAUCACUAACUUUGCCCUCCAUGAAGGCUAUAGGUAUUGAUGUGUAUGAGAUUUAAUUUUAUUGCAAAUGUCUUGUCUCUCUGUAGAAGAUUCCAUGACCAGUUAUGUUUUCUGCAAAUUAUAUAUACCGGCACAUGUCACAGACUAUACCUUGGUUUUCUAAUAUGCAAAUAGUGACCGCUUUUGUGGUUGCUGGCUCAGGCCCGUCCACUCCAGUGACUUACUACUGGGGCAUUAUUGUAAUGGGCAGCCUCAUCAAAUCAGUAUAUGAGGAGCAGAACAGGGCUAAAGUCUGAACGAAAUGCUAUCAUUUUCCUAUGCCUUCUAUACCUUCUAUAAUUCGCAUGUCUACAUUAUACCCAGAGGUUUAGCCAGUCCACCUGAAUAAGUAAGCAUGUGUGCCAGUUAAGACCAGAACCAUAGAACAAAUGGCCCUAGCGCUGAAGGGCUUAAAAGGCCUACAUACACACCCCAUAUCACAGACUUAGCUAUCUGGUAUAGUGUGUGUGAGAUAACACCAAGGGAACAGAUAUACUUCUGUCACCAGUUUUUAAAUAUUAUAUACAGUGUGGUGGAACGUUGGCUGUAUGCAGAGCACAUAGCCAAAUCUCCUAUUUCCUGUGCUAAAUAAGCACACAUUUCGUCUUAAUGAUAUAAUGCAUCUCACCUUUCAUUCGAUUCCCCAUACAUCACCGCCAUGCUAUGUUCUUAGCUCCUCAGCAUCUCUGGCUGGGAGUCCUCUGUGACGCUGUUUUUAUUAUCACCAUCACAAAAGAAGUUACCAACAGGAAGUGAUGUCACAGCAUGUCACCUUUACACAGGAAUAUGACCAUAUAAGGACAUCCCUUUAACAGGAUGUCCAAUAGAAUACAAUAGAAUACAAAACAAUACAAUACAAUUAAUGGAUUCUGAUGGGUGUGUCUGAGCAGAGACAGGGUGAAUGGAAGCUAAACAAACAUGGACGCCAUUUCUGGUCAUAACAACCCAAGACUCUCGUUUUACCACUGAUAGGAUUCCUUAUUCUGCUUUUCCAUAGAACAAUGCAUACCCAGAUUAUACUAUUAUUGCUUGUGGAAGGGAGGCUAUCUGCAGGCGUGCGCUAUGAAUCCCGACCAUGCUAAUAAGUUAUAGCAGAGACAAGAGCGCACAUCCGCCUAUAACCAAUAAUGUCUUUGCAGAGCGAACAUAUCUCCUCUACACGAUCGUCUGCGCUAAUGCACAGGGGCCCUUCGUCGGUG